This is a messenger RNA of Arabidopsis lyrata subsp. lyrata, 780 nucleotides long. RefSeq lists its product as uncharacterized. The transcript is spliced from 2 exons. The record is from RefSeq and is a predicted model, not a curated record. Lineage: Eukaryota; Viridiplantae; Streptophyta; Magnoliopsida; Brassicales; Brassicaceae. The coding region runs from base 133 to 525 and encodes 130 amino acids. Gene Ontology annotation, cellular component: chloroplast thylakoid membrane.
CGUUAUCCACUUCGAGAGAGUGACACGUCACGAUGCAAAUCCAAAUUCAAAAAAAUCUUUUCCAUAAAUCAAAUCUCACAUCUUCUUAUUACUUCCCCCAAAUCGAAAUCAGUCACUUAAAAACCCUAAAUCAUGGCGAUCGCACCGACAAUGCAGACGACGUUCGUGUCAUCGACCAACUUCCUGAAACAUUCUUCUUCGUGGGGAUCAUCAUCAUCACCGAACAAUGUGAUUCUUCCCAAAAACAAGAGAUCGUCUUCCUCCGUAGUUGUCGCCGCCGUCGGUGAUGUCUCUUCUGACGGAACAAUCUACUUAAUCGGCGGAGCCAUCGCCGUUGCACUCGUCGGAACUGCAUUUCCGAUCCUCUUCAAACGCAAAGACACGUGUCCGGAAUGUGACGGAGCAGGAUUUGUGAGGAAAGGAGGAGUGACUCUGAGAGCGAAUGCAGCACGCAAGGAUCUUCCUCAGAUCGUUUGUGCUAACUGCAAUGGACUGGGAAAGCUUAACCAGAUUGAUAAAUCAUAAGAGAGUCUUCAUAUUUAUGUAAAAGCUCCAUUUUUUAUUCCUCUUCUUCUCUACAAUAUACCUCUGCAAGAGAAGAUAGCUUGGAAUGAUCAAUGGUUGCUUGGAGAUGGAUGGAUAUAUAAUUUUAAUUGUAAGUUUAUUUGCUUUCUUGUUCUGUAAGAAAUUGUCUUGAGUAUUAUUGUAAUUGUAUACUGUAUUCGAAAUUGUAGACCAAGACCCAAACGUCUUAAAAAUAUCUAAAUGCUGGAUAAGUAA